Molecule: messenger RNA, 1629 nt
Organism: Ruditapes philippinarum (Manila clam)
Lineage: Eukaryota; Metazoa; Mollusca; Bivalvia; Venerida; Veneridae
Exons: 2
Coding region: 128-637 (169 amino acids)
Source: RefSeq, a predicted model, not a curated record
AGAAAUGUAAACAACUUCAGGAUCAUACAUAUAAAAGACGCUUUUUUACUUACUAAUAAAUACUGUUACUUUGUUUAAAAUUAAAGAAUUUUUUAUUAUUUUAUUCUGAAAAUAUUUACAAUCCAGUAUGGAUACGGAAAGUUUUCUAGCGCAACAACAAGAAAUGUUCAAGAUGAGUAAUUUACUCUUCGGUAUUUUGUUGUUUGGAUUUUGUAUUCUUACACUAUACGCACUUUGUAAAUGGUGCAACGACAACUCAAGCGAGUCUCAGUCAAACAAGAAAGAAAAUGAACGACUUAUGAUGAAACCGGUGUAUGCUCAUGAAAUUGAACCCGGAAUUGUAAUUCUACAAAAUGAAGAAGGUGAUUAUUUUAAAAUACUGAAGGAAUAUGAUUCCAAAUCAGACAAUCUGUAUGGAUCAGUGGCUUGCACUCGACCGGAAAUGAUGCAAACACCAACACGCAUGUCUACAGUUGAACCGGAAAUGCUCCGUCCUAAUACUGGAACGAAUGGUAUAAUAUCGCCAUCGGCUCCCCCAGUGAUUCCUGCUCCCCAAGGGAACAAAUGUAACGUACAUACCGGUAAACGACCAGCGUACAAACAUUAUGAUAAUCCCCCACCUUACGCUAGAAAUUGAAUAUCAUAUGAUUCCGGUUAUUAAAAGGGGAUAAUUUUGACAUUUUACGCUUAUAUUAUCAAAAUAUCGUUUUUCCUGAUGCAAACAUUGAUAUACUGUACAGUACAAUGUAUAACUUUUCUGUGCGCCAGCUGUGUCUUAAAUAACAACUCAACUGCUGCAAGAUGUGCGUGCAUGUGUUUAAAACAAAGCUAUUAACAGAUAUUGUAUAGUUAUAUUAUCAAAAAUAUUAAUCAAUUACAGGACAAUGUCAUUUUAAUUCCAAACAAUAUUAUUUUAUAAUAUAUCAUUUUGUAUCAAGACUCAGAUAACAAGACUGAUAAUGCUAUCGACAUGUUAGGUUUCUUUAACCACACUAAGUUAAAUAUACAACAAAGUUACAUACCGGUAUUAAAUUCAAUUGUUAUUUACAUUUUUAACUAAUAAUGUCUAAAAUUGAAUCAAUGUUCAUUCUCCAAAUGAUUUGUUUCCAUUCCAAUAACUUAUUAUUUAUAAAAGUAUCGAUAAAUGCACAUCUUUUUUCAUAGCUAUAUGCAUGUUGUUUGUUUGUUUGUUUGUUUAUUUGUUUAUCUACUUAUUUAUUAUCAUGAAACCAUUGAAAACGUUAAAAAAGAUAUCAAGAUUUUGUUUGUAAAUUUUCAUGCAGCUAAAAUAUAAGUAAAUAUAAUGUAUUGUAGAUGAUGUACUUUGUACUAGUCUUAAUACAAUUUCUGUUCUGUUCUAUAAACAAAUUAACUAUGCAAAAGUACAUAUUGCAUUUUUUUUAAACAUAUAUAAUUUUUUGCAUGCAUUUAUCUGGGGUCUGUAUCAAACAAAAAAAAAAUCAUUAAAAGACAAAUACUAUUAACAGUAAGUGCGUAAUAGAGAUUCAAACAACAAGUGAAUUACAGUAAAGUAACAUAUGAAAUGUUUUUGCAAAAGAGGUAUUGAAUUCGUUCUUUGAAACAAUUUCUAUAAAAAUAAUAAAGUAUUAUAAGCUUGGUUGACCAACU